Molecule: messenger RNA, 2254 nt
Organism: Oryctolagus cuniculus (rabbit)
Lineage: Eukaryota; Metazoa; Chordata; Mammalia; Lagomorpha; Leporidae
Source: RefSeq, a predicted model, not a curated record
CGGGCGGUCGGCGCCCCUGCCCCUGCCCCGGCAGCGCCGGGACUGAAGACAAAGGCCUCGGGGUGGUGGGAGAAGGGCGGCCGAAGCGAGGCCUUCGGAACCGAGCCCGCGGGUCACGGUACCCAACGAGACCCGUUAUCCUUGUCACAUUAGAGAGCCAUUUAUUUCUUUGAAAGGCAGAGUUAGAGACGGAGCGCCCCUCCCGGCCGCCGGUUCCGUCCACGCAGGAUGCCCCGGGCCCAGCCGCUGCUGCGGCGCCGCGUGGUUCCGCGUCCCGCGCUCUCGCGAGCAGCGCUGUGCAGCACGUGGUUGAGCGGCCGCGCCUUCCCUGAGCAACUUCUAGAAGGGGAAUCUCUGGGGAAAGGGAACUCGCCCCUGGGAACACCCCGCGGUGGCCCCCUGCUCUUCCUGCAUCCGGGUCUCCCACGUGGCGGGCGCUUCCGGGUGCUGCUGCGCCUGCGCCGUGUGCCGUCCGCGCUAGAGGCCUGGGCCCUGCUGGCUCCUGUGGCCGCCACGCGUCCGCUUAGAGCCCACGCGUGUCCCCUCUCCUGCCUCCCCACUGCCCUCGGGGAGACCCCUUCCCUCGCAGCCCCUCCUCCCUGGCCGCCUCCAGCACUGUCGCCCCUGCCUGGAGACCCUGCCCCUCACCCUCACCGGGGCCUCUCGCAGGGCCCCAGCCCCCUGCCCGCUCGCCCGCUGAGCAGCACCCUCCCCUUUUUGUUUCUGCAAGCUCCCUGCCCCAGUGCUGGGAGCUGGGAACUCAGUCCAGGCCCCGACCCGGAGCCCGCAGUAGCCUGGAAGCCGGCCCAGAGCCCGCGCCGGACUUGGCGCCCAGGGCUCUGCCAUGGCCGCUGGCCCGCAGCUCUGCGCUCACGUUUAUUUGGGGGCUCAGUGGGUCCACGCUGUGCUCCCAGCCCGGGAGCGUCGACACGGUGCACACCGCAGCGCCCACGGCGUCCGGCUCCCGCUCCUGUGCCUGCCCGGCGUCCGGCUCCCGCUCCUGUGCCUGCCCGGUUGGCAUCCUCACUGCUGCUGGAUUGCUGCAGGCACUGCGGCCUAAGGCAGGCGGCGCCGCAGAGGAGCUGGGGAACGGGCUUCCUCUCACGUGCGUUUGUGGCUGUGGACAGAGGGACCGGCGGCUCUGGUGCGCCGAGGGCCAAUCACCUGGCCCUUCCAAGCUUGCGCGCCUCCCGUCUGUUUCUGCAGAGAGACAAAGAGAGGAGAAUUUUCCACCCCCACCCCUUCCCUGUGUCUCUGCACAGUUGGGUCCCUGAAGAAUCACCAGGAGGUAGACAUGAACGUGGUGAAGAUCUGCUUCCAGGCCUCAUACCAGAACCAGCAGGGGCAGAUGCGCCACAUGGACCCCGUGCUCUCCGAGCCCAUCUACAACAAGAGUGAGUGGCGGCCGCUGUCCCGGGGCCCAUGCGCAGGGACGGACACACAGGCAGUGGCCAGUUCCUAGAAAUACUUACUUAGUUCUUUAAGAAGCAGAAUGAGGGAGAGGGAGGGAGAAAGAGAGAGAGAUCUGUCUGCCGGUUCACUCUGCAAAUGGCUGCAAGAGCCAGGGCUGGGCCAGGCGGGUCUCCAGUGUGGGUGACAGGGGCCCCAUACAGGUCUCCUAUGUGGGUGCGGGGAACCCAUCAAGGUCUCCACCCAGGUCUCCCAUGUGGGUAGAAGGGGCUCCAUCCCAGUCUCCCGUCUGGGUGUAGGGCCUGUAUCUGGGUCUCCCGUGUGGGUGCUGGGGCCCCAUCCGGGUCUCCCUUAUGAGUGCAGGGGCCCGGGCACUGGGGCAUCAUCCACUCCUUCCCAGGCCCUUGGCAAGGAGCAGGAUCAGAAGUGGAGCAGCAGGGACUUGAACCUGUGAGGACUUCCCGAGCAGAGGCUCCGCCCUCUGCGACAAAACCCUACCCUAGCUUCUUCUGUGGAGACAGUAACGUGUUUCUCAGAACCCGCGGCAGGCUCGGCCUUGUCCCACUCGUGGGAACUUGUCUCAUGGUGACUCCUAGCUACAGGGAGUCUGGGAAAGUGAGUCCAGGGAGGGGCCCGGGUGUGGACAAGGGCACCGGCUCCCCAGGGAGUGCCACAGGCAAACAAGAGCAGGGGUGCAUUCAGGGAUUUCAAAGUGCAGCUGAGAGAGCAGCAGCCCAGGUGGGCAUAGGGGGCAGGGGGGCUCUCUUCAAGGUGAGCUUAGGGGGCAGGGGGCUCUGUCCCAGGUGGGCUUAGGGGGGCAGGGGACUGUGUCUCAGGUGGGCUU